AUGGAUUCCCUACCACAUGUUGCAUUUAUUGGCCUGGGGGCCAUGGGCUUCGCCAUGUCCACCCACUUGGUGAAGACUGGCUUCCCAGUUACCGGAUAUGACAUUUACGGACCAACCCUAGACCGCUGGCAGUCAACGUGCGACGAGGUACCGAACUCGAGAGCAACGACUGCAAGCUCGCCAUCCGAAGCUGUGAAGAAUGCUUCAGUAACAUGCUUAAUGGUUGCAAACCAUCAUCACGUUCAUUCGGCGCUCUUCGAUGACAAGGUUGGGGCUGUCCACGCUCUGCCGAAAGGCUCUACGGUCAUAAUCCAUGCUACGAUUCCUCCUACUCAGCCGGCGGAGGUCCGCAAAAGGCUCACGCAAGAGUUCAAUCGGCCGGAUAUCAAGCUGAUUGAUGCUCCUGUCUCAGGGGGUGUAGCAAGGUCGAUAAAUGGUACUUUAACGAUAAUGACAUCUUCUGAUGACCCAGCCAAUCUAGAGCAGGCAGACGCAAAAAUAGUGCUUGAAAACGUGGCUAGCAAAGGGAAAACACUUUACGACAUACCUGGAGGACUUGGAGGAGGCGAGUCAGCAAAAGCCUUGAACCAGGUGAUGUGUGGCAUCCACAUCGCCUCAGCUUCUGAGAUCAUUGGAUUCGCGGCAGUUCUCGGGACUGAUACCCAGAAGUUCUUCGAUUAUCUCGUCACAAAGGAUUCAGCGGGAAAACCGGUGGUGGGAUGGAGCUGGAUGUUUGAAAACCGAGGCCCUCGAUUGCUAAGUGCAUCACCACCAAUGGCUUCAGCCACCUCGAUCAUCGACAAAGAUGUGGGAAUCAUACGCGAUGAGGAGGCCAGGUUGAACGUGGAAUUACCAUUGCUGAACAAGGCAAGCGAUGUGAUUAGCGCGGUGAUGAAAACCCACGCAAGCGCGGACGACAGCUGCAUUGCCCAAUAUUACCUAGGAUUCGGAUCAGACCGACAAGACCUGGUUGUCCAGAGAGCUGGAAACCCGACCGUAGCAGCUGCAGACCAAGAUAGGUUAAUUCGGGAUAUCGCCAAUGCCCACGCUGUCAUCCACUUGACAUCAGCGUACGAAACGACAGUUUUUGCCAAAGCCUUAGAUCUCUUGAGCGCUCAGCAGAAGAAGCAAUGGUUUAGCAUCAUUUCGGGUGCCGCAGGAGGAAGCACCAUCUUCUCCGAUGUCAUUCCACUUGCGUUCGCGGAUCCGGAGGGGAUGGAUCACGCUUUCAAGAAGUAUGCCCAAGACAAAUUCAGUGGUAUACUAGAUAAGACGGUUGAGCUCAUCGGCACAGCAAAGAAGAACGGAUACGAACCGAAAUUGUUAGAGGCUGCGACUGAGAAUUUGAAGAAGCUGCUUGGUCAAUAG
This is a messenger RNA of Exophiala aquamarina CBS 119918, 1368 nucleotides long. RefSeq lists its product as uncharacterized. Lineage: Eukaryota; Fungi; Ascomycota; Eurotiomycetes; Chaetothyriales; Herpotrichiellaceae. The transcript is spliced from 2 exons. The record is from RefSeq and is a predicted model, not a curated record. The coding region runs from base 1 to 1368 and encodes 455 amino acids. Gene Ontology annotation, molecular function: NADP binding; NAD binding; oxidoreductase activity.